Cynoglossus semilaevis (tongue sole) is the source of this 11158-nucleotide messenger RNA. It is a transcript of the gene nbeal2, whose product is annotated as neurobeachin-like 2. Gene Ontology annotation, biological process: intracellular protein localization. The record is from RefSeq and is a predicted model, not a curated record. Gene Ontology annotation, molecular function: protein kinase binding. Lineage: Eukaryota; Metazoa; Chordata; Actinopteri; Pleuronectiformes; Cynoglossidae. Gene Ontology annotation, cellular component: cytosol; membrane.
AAUUAAAAAUGUUAUUUGAAAAAUGUGGCCCUAUUUUAGGCACCUGUUCUUAUACUCCAACACAGAUCACCCAGGUCUGUUAGAUGCUCUAACAUGUCUGCAGACUGACAGCCAGUCUUUACUUCAGUCUUGUGUGUAUUGCAUCUGUUGCUUCCGCUGUAACUCUCUCCAUUAGGAAUCCUACUCCACCACCUCCACCACCACCAGCAGCAGCAGCAGCUUCAGUCAGAACAGGAGGCUCGGUCUAAAUGCGGACAUGGGUGUUUCUCAGUGCACGUAUCUCCACGCAGUUCUGUUCCUGCCUCCAGCAUUUCGACACUGAUCGCUCCGUUUCCACGCUGACACCGUCAUGUUUUCUCUUCACCCCACUCUGGCAACUUUGACCGCGGCCAUCAGCACUUGAGUGUGGGUUUAUGUUAGUGGAUCUUUUCGGAGCAGAGAUGGUUCAUAGGAGCGCAGCGCGUCCUCCUGCCUUCAGGAAACAACUUCACACAGAUCCGGCUCUGUGACCAUGCUCCACAUUUUGACCAAUUUUGUUGAAAAAUAAGAGGGAACAAAGGGCCGAUGAUGAGCAACCAUAAAAGCGGAGGGGUGGCAUCGAAAGAACGGCUGUACGAGCUGUGGAUGUUGUACUACACCAAGAAAGAUGUGGGCUAUCUGCAGCAGUGGUUGGAGGCUUUUGUGGCAUCCUUUGAGCGGCUCAUUGAUGUGCACUCACUGGAGCCUCGGAGGCUGGAGGAGUCCAGCUCCGAGGUGCCCUCGCUCCCCAGAGAGGUCUUGGUGUUCCUUAGCACGCAGCUAUGGCACAGUGCACUCCACCUCUCCGGCGGCGUCGAGCAAAACAGCAGCACACCACACCCACUGCUCCUCAUCAAGUUCUUCAUCAUCAUCUGCAGAAACCUGGAGAACAUUGACCAAGAAAAGACGCCGGGUUUUGUGUUUGAAACCAUCAGGCUUUUGAAUUUCUGUCUGCACCAGCUCAAACGUGGACAAGGAGAGCUGCCUUCUCUGCAGUUGGUGGUGCAGUACGGACUGGUGCUGUGUGAGAGUCUCUUUGACCCUUAUCAAACGUGGAGGAGACGCCUAGCAGGGGAGGAGGUGAGCUUACAGGAGAGGAACAAGUACAAGUUCUCCCCCUUGGCCUUACCGGAGGAGCUGCCUGCUCUCUUCAAUGAGAGUCUACAGGAGAGUGAGCAGAUCCCAGAGAUCCUUACACUCAGACUGGUCCAUCUCCAGGGGGCCGUCAUCAGUGGAGGAAAGAAAAACGGUCUCCUCUCCAUCACCCCUCACUCUGUGGAGGACUUGUUUUCUGUUUUGCGAGCGUGGUGUCUGCGGGCCUCUUCCUCACCAAAGGACACUAGGCUCCCAAAGAUGACCUUGCAGUGCCUGACGGCCAUGAUUCACCUCUUGCACUCCAGCAGUCCUGCAGAACGGCAGAUAGAGAUCAGGACCAUACUGGAGAGCUACUUCCAGCUCCUCAACUGGAAUCGUCCGCUUAGCAGUGAGGACUUGGACAGGAACAGUUGGGAAGAGAAUCUGAUCUUGCUUCAGAGCCAAAUGCUAACUGCUGUUCCUGAGAUUCUCCAGUGCCCGGACAGACCCGUCCUGCAGGCGAUCUUCCUGAACAACAACUGCUUUGAACACAUACUGAGGCUCAUUCAGAACAGCAAGCUCUAUCAGAGCAACAGGCGUAGGUCGGAGCGUCAGGUUGUGUCUGACCUCACCACAAGUUUACUCACAGAGAUCGAUGUGGACCAGGUUUUGGAGAAGGGCUCAGACAGUAUUACAGUCCAUGCUCUGGGUGUCCUCACUGCUAUAAUGAGUAAUUCACCCUCUGCAAAGGAGGUUUUCAAGGAGAGAAUUGGAUAUUCCCAGUUAUUUGAUGUGCUCAAGAGUCAAGGUCAACCCACCAAACGGCUGCUGCAGGAGCUGAUGAACAUGGCUGUUGAGGGGGAGCACAUCCACGCUAAUCGCCUUGGUAUCAGUAACGACCAGCCCCUGCUGCUGCUCCUGCAGUGGCUGCCCGACCUCGUGGGUCAGAGGGAGCACCAGCUGCUGGUGGCCCAGUGGCUGGCCAACAUCUGCCUGAAACCAGAGGAACUAAAAAGUAUUUUCCGACUGCUCAGAGCGCAUGAGGACAAGAGGAAGGUGCACCCUUACUGCACUCGGCUCAUCAGAGUGCUGUCAGCCAUGGCGGCCAGGGAAGGCCAGGACAGUGCCCUGCAGUACUUUGAUCUCACACCACCAAUGGCAGGUAUCAUGGUGCCGACAAUCCAACGCUGGCCAGGCAGCGGGUUCGCCUUUCACGCCUGGUUAUGUCUGAACAUGGAGUUCACCAGUGAUCGUAGACCACGUGCAAACUCUGGCUUAUGGGCUCAGUAUGACAUGGGAAAAGGACCUCGUAGGAAACAGCUCUAUAGUUUCUUCACAGCCAGUGGAACAGGAUUGGAAGCCUUCUUCACCAUGGAGGGAGUGCUGGUCGUGGCUGUUUGCACUAAGAAGGACUACGUAGCUGUCACACUGCCAGAGUACGCGCUGGCCGACUCGUGCUGGCAUUCAGUUGCCAUAGUCCACAUCCCUGGCCGUCGUCCAUUUGGCCAGAACCUGGUGACGAUCUACAUUGAUGGGGAGCAGCGUAAAACUGCUCACCUCCGCUUUCCUUCUCUUGGAGAGCCUUUUACCUCCUGCUGCAUCGGCUCUGCCGGCCACCGGACCACUACGACCACCACCUCCCCCAACCUGCCGACACACUCAUCCUCCUGCUCAUCACCAGAGUUUGCCUUUCCCUCUCAGGCCCCCUCCCUGAUCCGCUCCCAAUCCUUCCCAGCCUCUUUUGCAGGAGGCCAACGGGCGCCUGCGGGGGACACUAACAUGCACAUCAUCUCUGCAGGACUGCAGGACACAGAGUGGGGGACACCCACGUCUCUGAGUGGUCUCCUGGGCACGGCCUUUAUCUGCUACGAGGCUCUGCAGCCGGCCCAGGCAAAAGCUCUGUUUGCUGCAGGCCCCAAUAAUGUGUCCUUAUUCAAAGUGGAUGGAGAGUUGUCUGAUCUCAACAGCAAGCUCCUUCUCUACUACACUCCACAGGCCUUUAAGAGCCAGAUAUGUCUGGACUUGUCUCCCAAUUAUCAUUAUGAUGGUAGACUGACAGGACACAGGGUAGUGAACUGGGACAUCAAGGAUGUUAUAAAUGUGAUGGGAGGUAUGGGGGUUGUGCUGCCCCUACUGGAGCAGGUGUGCGAGGCAGAGCAGGUCUGCAGUGGUGGUCAGGAGAUCUCCGACUUGCUUGGACCUGAGCUGACUUCUCCCAGAGGCCCCGCCGCCCUGCUGCUUCCACUGAACAAGUCUGCAGAGGGCAGGUUAGAGAAGAACAGCCUGGCUGCUUGCCUGCUGAGGGUGAAAACCCUGAUUCGUAACCAUCCUGUCAAUCAGGAGAGCCUGCUGCACUGCCACGGGCCGAGCAUCAUGGGAGCCAUGCUGAGCAAAGUCCCAGGUGUUAUGAUGGACAUGGAGGUUCUUCUGGCCUGUCAGCUCCUGCUGGAGCAGGUCUUCAACGAGGGCAACAGCUCACUUCUCCAGCAGCUCUACCACCACCUGCUCUUUGAUUUCCGCAUCUGGACUAAAAGCCAUUUCGCUGUUUCUCUGGCACAUAUACAGUACCUGUCUUCUGUCAUAAAGAAGGGAAAGCAGAGCAUGAAGAGGAGGUAUGGGGUUCAGUACAUGCUGGACACCAUACGGGCAUUUUACAGUGUGGAGAAAGAUGGCAGCCCUAUGUCUUAUGAGAAGCAAACAGUUCAGACCUCUCUGUUUAUGAUGCUCAAGGAUUUCCUCAAGUCUCCUACGCUGGAGGAGCUCCACAGUGUCCUCGCCUACAUCCUGGCUGUGGGGGAGGAGCAGCAGGUGGUGCGGGCGUUGGACGUGUUGUACGACCUCCUGAGGACCAGCCCGCCACGUGAACAGGUGCAGGCCGCGCUGCUGGACUGGGGCGUAGAGCAGCUUUACUCGCUGCUGCUCAACCGAAACUUCGGAGAUGAGGCCAGAGAGAGAGUGUUCCGGGUUUUGUACAAAAUACUCAAAAGUGAGCGAGUGUCUGAGCGAAACAAGCAGCGUAUCAAACUGAAGGACUUUGGCUACCUGGGCCUGGUUUGUUUCCUCGAAGACAUUCCUGUCACCAUGAUCACCAUCCGCUGUCUGUAUGAGCAGGUCCUCGCUACAGAUGCCAGCCCAAACUUCCGGGACCUCCUGGCUGUCGUCUGUUUGUCCCACAGAGCGGACCUCACCGUCCGCCUGGAUGUCUGCAGAAAGCUCUUUCAUCUCAUCUACUCCAGUGAGGAUUAUGUGAAGCAGCUUGCUAAGCAGCCAGGCUGGCAGGAUGUUCUGACCAAACUCUAUGUGAAGGAGUCCUAUGAGUUCCUCACAGGCAGCAUCGCAGAGGGAGUUCCAAACAAAUCCUUCGAGCCGAGUUAUCGGCCACAGCUGCAGAGAGAUCCGUCUCUGAUAAUCGACCACGGCCACACCGGCCUCUUCCUAAAUUAUCAAAGCUCACAGGAAAUAGAGGAAGAGGUGGAGGAGGAUGAAAGGGGACAGCGGGAUUUUUCGGAGGGUUUCUCUGAUUUAUCCCAGUCACCUCCGAGCGGAGGAAUCCCACUGAAAAACCUCCGCGGCUCAAUCAAUUUCAGGUCUUUCGAUUCCAUGGACAAGAGCAGCCGCUCCUCCUCCAUUUCUAAUGCAGUCGAUAUCAACCUGCCGUGUGGGAAUGAAGAGGGGAGAGAGUACUGUCCCAAGUCCCCCUUCGGUACCUCACCCUUAGAUAUUGAUCUCAUCAACAUGGGAGAUACACACACUCCUGUGGGCAGUUUGACAAACACACCAUCUCCUCUGGAACCCAAAAUGUUUCCACCGCUCCGACCCAGGAAGAGCUCCAGUCUGUCCAACGUGCUGGACGACACGAGCUACGGCGCCGAUCCUCCCACAGACACCAUCUCCAACACGUCCAACCCACAGCAGACCCCUGAAGAGGAGCUGUGCAACCUUCUGACCAACAUCAUCUUCUCCGUCAUGUGGAGCGGCAGCGCAGCAGAGGGACCGGACGAUGCGGUGUGGAGAGAAAGAGGACAAGUCUUUUCUGUUCUCACCAAACUGGGCUCCUCCUACAAGCUGGUCCGUCCUCCCGAUGACAUCAAACGCAGUUUGUUGGAGAUGAUGCUGGAGUCGUCUCUGUCAGACCUGAGAGACGCCCAGGGAUCAUUCCUGCCCUUCUGUCCCAGUCUGGUCCGACUUCUCCGGCUGCUGCAGGACUUCCUGUUUGCUGAGGGUACAGACAACCACUCACUGUGGAGUGAAAAGAUUUUUGAGGGGGUGGUGAACCUGCUGGACAGGUUACAGGCCUGGCACAGCACCCCUGGUAGCCCCGGCAACACCGAGCUGAAGGAGAUGGCCCAGAUUGGUCUGCGUAUCAUCACUGGAUACAUUCAGCAGCAGAACUCACAGGUGUGUGUGAUGGCGUACUUGAAGCUCCACAGUCUCCUCCAGACCGUGCUGUGUCUAAGCUGGGAGGAGGUGUGCUUCUUACUGGGGCGGGUGGGCGCCCCCCUGUGGCCAGGAGAUAGUGCCUACAGUGGACACCCAGAGAGUUUCUCACAGCUGGUGCCCAUCGUACGAACUCUUCUGGAUCAGCACGCGGACCCCAUCGUCCUCCAGACCCACCUACCAAACCUGCCCAUCACCAACGGCAGCCCCACCUUUGCUCAGGACCUGAAGGUUUACUGCCACACGGUGGAGUGGCAGGGCUUUUACCAGCAUCAGGUUUUACCGACCAUGGAGCAAUAUGAGCUGGACACAUUUGGGAGAAGCCACGACAUCAUGUCCAAUUUCUGGAACUCCUGCUUCGAUGAUCUGAUGAGCACGGCCUAUAGACGAGACAAAGACAGAUCUGACAGCAAAUCAAAGUUUCAGGAGGUCAUCGUGGACCCGUACAUGAAGCGAGUUAAGAGUGAGAACGCCAGACACCUGAGUUGGCAGAAGCAGAGUUCUGGCCAGCAGGGGGUGGUGUGGCAACACUGGAAAUCCUUCCGCAGGCUUCUCACCAGUGAAAGAGGAGCAUGGGCCAACAGGUUUCAGCCUGAGGUGAAAUGGAAACUGUCCAACGCUGAGACUUAUUCAAAGAUGCGUUUAAAGCUGGUGCCCAACCACAACUACGAUUCUCACAGUGAAGCCAGCGCCCUGAGGGACAACAUGGGAGCCGAAAGCCCUCGUAGCUCUGAGCCUCUGCCGCUGGCUGUGGCAAAAGAAGCCAAAGUGAGCGACAUGGAGGACGACCAGUUGGGAGAAGAAGACCUGGUCAAUUUGGAUAAUAAGGGGGAGGGAGAAGAAGAAAGCCAGAAAGAAAAACUGGUUCUCUCCGAGGACUGUGAACUCAUCACCAUCGUGGCUGUUGUGCCGGGUCGUCUGGAGGUUACCACACACCAUCUCUACUUCUACGAUGGCAGCAGUGAGAAAGAAGAGACGGAGGAGGGAAUCGGGUUUGAUUUUAAAAGGCCUCUGUCCCAGCUCAGAGAAGUUCAUUUGAGACGCUACAACCUGCGACGCUCUGCACUGGAGCUGUUCUUCAUAGAUCAGUCUCACUACUUUAUCAACUUCAGAAAGAAGGUUCGUAAUAAGGUGUACUCAAGGAUCCUGGGGCUGCGGCCGCCAAACCUUUUCUACUUUGGCUCCCGGUCCCCUCAAGAGCUACUGAAGGCGUCAGGACUCACACAGAAAUGGGUUUGCAGGGAAAUCUCCAACUUUGAGUAUUUGAUGCAGCUGAACACCAUCGCUGGACGCACAUACAACGACCUCUCGCAGUAUCCUGUGUUUCCCUGGAUCUUGUGCGACUACACCUCAGAUGUUCUGGACCUGGAUGAUCCAAAUAUUUUCAGGGACUUGUCUAAACCAAUCGGUGUGGUCAACCCAAGACUGGCUCAGAAUGUCAAAGAAAAGUAUGAGAACUUUGAGGACCCGACAGGCACCAUUGACAAAUUCCACUACGGCACACACUACUCAAAUGCAGCAGGAGUCAUGCACUACAUGAUCCGCAUGGAGCCGUUCACCACGCUGCACAUCCAGCUGCAGAGUGGCAAGUUCGACUGUGCAGACAGACAGUUCCACUCAGUGGCAGCCGCCUGGCAAGCUCGCAUGGAGAGUCCUGCUGACGUCAAGGAGCUCAUACCAGAGUUCUUCUACUUCCCAGAGUUUCUGCAGAACCUGAACGGGUUCGACCUGGGGCAUUUGCAGAUAUCUCAGGAUCCGGUGGCGGAGGUUCUACUGCCUCGCUGGGCCACGUCCAGAGAGGACUUCAUCAGGAAACACAGGAAAGCUCUGGAGAGUGAUCAUGUGUCCAGUCGCCUCCAUGAAUGGAUCGACCUGAUCUUCGGUUACAAGCAGAGAGGAGAAGAAGCAGUGAACGCACUUAAUGUUUUUUACUACUGCACCUAUGAAGGUGCUGUGGAUCUGGAUGCCAUUGCCAAUGAAACUGAGCGAAAGGCCCUGGAAGGCAUCAUCAGUAACUUUGGACAGACACCAUGUCAGCUCCUCAAGGAGGCUCAUCCUCCUCGGAUGACGGCAGAGAAUGCAGAGCGGCGACUGGUUCGUCUGGACACGAUGCCCCUAAAUAUCUUUGAGGAUCUCAAGAAACUCCGUCCUUUUGUGGAGGUGCUGUGUGAUGGCCUUGCCCUGGUGCAGGCAGUGGUGCCGAAGAACCAGAACCGAUCCUUCAUCAUUCAGGGCUCAGACAUUUUGGUGACUGUGAGCUCAAAUGGCUUAAUAGGAACUCACAGCUGGCUGCCGUACGACAAGAACAUCGCCAAUUACUUCACCUUCACAAAGGAUCCAACCAUGACUAAUCCCAAGAUGCAGCGUUUCCUGAGUGGACCAUUCUCCACCGGGGUGGAGAUCAGCGCCCAGGUGCUGGUGGUGUCCAACGACGGACGUCUGCUCUUCAGUGGAGGACACUGGGAUUGCAGUCUCCGUGUCACGCAACUGGGCAAGGGCAAGCUGGUGGGCAGGAUCUGCCGGCACAUUGAUGUUGUCACAUGUUUGGCCCUGGAUCUCUGUGGAAUCUACCUCAUCUCUGGUUCAAGAGACACAUCCUGUAUAGUGUGGCAGGUUCUACAGCAGGGGGGCUUCUCCAGCGGACUGUCUCCUCGACCGGUGCAGGUUCUCUGUGGACAUGACCAGGAGGUCACCUGUGUGGCCAUCAGCACUGAACUGGAUAUGGCUGUGUCAGGGUCAAAGGAUGGGACCGUAAUCGUGCACACAAUCAGGAGAGGUGAGUUCCUGCGGACGCUGCGACCUCCCGGAAAUGGCUAUGUUCCUGCUCCGAUCUCGGCGCUGCAGGUUGGCAUGGAGGGUCACAUUGUGGUACAGACCUCCCUGGAGGAGCACUCUCACAGAAAGGGUAAGUACUCCAUUCAUGUUUACUCAGUGAAUGGAUGUCUACUGAGCUCAUUCAGCACCGAGGAGCAGGUGACUGCUCUCCAUCUGGUCUCUGAGUACGUCAUCCUGGGCACCAUGCAAGGCAGCCUCCACAUACGAGAUUUAUACAGCCUGGACGCUCAGGUCUCUCCACUGGCACUGAAGGUUCCUGUGAGGAGUGUGUCUGUGACCAAAGAGUGCAGCCACAUCCUGGUGGGACUAGAAGACGGGAAGCUCAUUGUGGUGGGAGCAGGGAAGCCAGAGGAGGUUCGCUCAGGACAAUUCCCUCGUCGCCUGUGGGGCUCCACUCGCCGCAUCUGUCAGGUGUCGUCAGGUGAAACCGAGUACCAUCCCACGGACAAUGCUGGGAAAUAGUUAAAGCAGCGGUGGAGGAAUUCCGAGGACUUCACCCGGUUGAGUUUAAGACCUUGUCUCCACAGUCACCGGUCUCCCCGAGAGAGCAACCACACACACUAAGCACUUUUUUAUUCUUAAGUGAUUUGACAUUUUAGUGCCUUUUUCUUCCAAUGUUUACUGUUUUGUUUUGUUUUUUUAAUUAAUUUUUAAUCAGCAUCAUUCCAAAGAGUGGCCUUGUUUUAUGGAUUACAAACGACCAUGUUGAUGGUUUGAGAACAACAGUGAAAGGAAUGAUUCACUCUGCUCGGCACUCAGAUAUGGAGGCUGAGUGAUGCUGUGAAGUCCAUGUGUUCUUCGGUCUUGGCUCAGCCUCCAUCAGAGAAACAGCUGUGAUGUUCGUGCUGUUCCCAAAUCCAUUGUUUUUGGAACUUCUAAAACUGAAAACUUGAAUCUACUGCAGACUUGACAUUUCUGCGUUGCAAUACUUGUCUGUACCACAAGAGGCUUUUGCCUUUAAAAGCGACACAGACUGAACUGAUCACCAGUGAGUCCACCUUGUGGAACCUUAACACCACAAGUGCUCUGUGUCUUUUACAUUCCCUCCUCCGAUGGAAAUGUGCAACUGUUACAAUUAAAGCAAUGCAUUUAAAAUAUUGCUCGUGUAAAAUAUAUGUAUUCUUAAUAAUUAUGGAGAGUAAAAAGGUUGAACUGUUAUAUUUUCAUAUCUCUGGUCAUUGAAAAGUGCCUUCUGAGCUUCCGUCUCCAACCAGGUGUAAACACUGAGCUCCAACCACUGGUGAUGAUUUGUUUCCUCUGAAUUAAACACACCUCUCUGGUCUGCUGUGACUCAGUGGGGGGUGAGGGUGAGGGUGUGAGAGGCUGGCAGCUGUUGUUGAUGAAGUCAGUAAACUGUACACUGAAUGUACACGCAUGUUGCUGCAAACGUCUGAAGACACGAUGACUCCGACACACGUAAGAGUCCGUGAGUGUGAGUGAGCUUCGGAGGAAUUCACGUCCUGCUCGGCUUCUCUACUGUGGUUGGAACAAAGUGGUUGCCGUGCUGCGUCAUGACAGGAGAGAGUGGGUUAACUGUUUAGAGAAAAUGCAAUACUCUUAACAGCGUGCACACAAAACAAAUUACCUUAAGUUCUGUUGAAAGCAAAGCUUAUUAUAAACAAAAAAUAAACAAUUUAUGUCGUGUUGCUCUAAAACCAUCUGCUUUUCUCAUGGGAGUGAAAAUCAGAAAAUCCACUUUUCUAUUCUUCAUGCUGAAAAAAUAAUGAACUCUAUAACCUUGCACUGUUUUUCUGAAAUCAUCAUAGUCGUACUAUAAUCUUAAACUAUGCAGUUACUAACACCCGGAGCCUUAGAUUGAAUUCACCAGGUGUGGAAUUUGGGAUUUUACAGCCGCAGCCUUCUCUCAUCACCAGCUGGAUUAUUUCACAUUAUUUGUCAUUUAUUCUGUAAAAACCCGAGGAGGAGAGCGGUCCCGUCGUGUGCACUCGUCUCACUCUCACUCUGACGGCUGUUGUUUGUUUUUUGUAUUGUUCUGGAGAGAAGCUGAAAAUACACCUUGUGUUUAAAAAAAGUGAAACGGCCUCCUGGGUUCACUGCAGAGGGAGCUGUGGUUGUGGUUGUCUGCUUGUUCUCUGUGUCUCGGUUGUUUUUUGUUUUGUUUUGUUUUUUUCAUGCUCAAACAUGUACAGACACAGUGACUGCACACUCCAAAUUGAAGACAAUGAUUUCUUUACUUCUUACCAAGUUUUCCAAGUGCUUUUUUCCCCACAAUAAAUGGUUCUCAACACAGUUGCUUCAUUGACGAAGCUUUUAUUUAGACAUAAAAACGGACCAAAAAAAAACCUAAAAACUAACUGACUUUAUGGAGUUCCACCACAGUUGUGCUUUAAACAUUUAUUUUAAGUUUCUAUUUUCAUAAAUACUCAACAUAUGUCAACGUGCUUUCAAGUUCAAGUCUUCCCUCGACACAAACUUAAGAGCGAAGGUUUAGAAAGAAAGACAAGGACGUACAAAGUCAUCGACGUGUUUCAGGUCGUAGUGUUGGAAGUACGAGUUCACAGAUGUCCAUGAGGUUAUUGAUGUUCUCAAAGAUAGGAACCAAACGGAACCACAGACUGUGAACAAAUGAAGGGAAUAGUCAAAGAUAUGACUGAGGUUCUGAGGAAUUACUGACUAGUUAUAAUGACUAUCGAUCGACAAUAGUCAGUCUGGAUUUCAAUUUAAAUAAGAGAAGAUUAAAAAACCCUCCUACAGUACUGUAAUGUACUGCAGUAUGUGGCUACGAACCAAAAAACACAAACAAAAAAAAAAAAAAAAAAACACAUAUGCUGAA